AUGCUGGUGGCGCUUGUGGCGCUGGUGGCCGUGGCGGCGGGGGGGGACACGGGGGUCCCGCCGACCCCCCCGUGCCCGCUGGGUUUCGGGCCGGUGGCGGCGGGGGGCUGCGGGGACAGGGACGAAUGUCGCACGGCCGCCGUGUGCCACCACAUGUGCCUCAACCACCACGGCGGCUUCGCCUGUCACUGUCACCGCGGCUUCGUCCUGCAGCCCGACGGGGUCACCUGCCGCCGCCGCCGCCGGCCCCCGCCCGGGGGACACCGGCACCGGCCUCUCGGGGCACAGCAGGGACAGCCCGAGCGGAGCCGGGGAUGGAGAGCCCGGGACCGGCGGCGGGACGGGACGGGAGGAGGCGAAGGCUCGCAGCGGGAUUUGGCAGCGGAGCGGAACCGCGGCUCGCAGGAGGAUUCGGACCGGGAUCGGCACCGGGAUUCCCUGCGGGAUCCACAUCCAGGCUCGCACCGGGAGAGACACCGGGAUUUGCCCUCGGGAUGGCACCGGGAGCCGCGGCCGGGGCGGCACCGGGACUCACACGGGGAUUCGGACCGGGAUUGGGACCGGGAUUGGAACCGGGAUUCGGAGCAGGAUCCCCGCCAGGAUCUGGACCGGGAUUCGGACCAGGAUUGGAACCGGGAUUCGGAGCAGGAUCCCCGCCAGGAUCUGGACCGGGAUUCGGACCGGGAUUCCCAGGAUUUGCCCUUGGAGCGGCACCGGGGCUCGCACGGGGAUUGGGACCGGGAUCGGGACCGGGAUUGGGACCGGGAUUCCCGUCAGGAUUUCCAUGAGCAUUCCCAGCCCAGCCUUCAGCGGGAUUUGCACCGGGAUUUGCCCGAGGAUUCCCGGGAGGAUUUGCCCCCGGGAGGGCACCGGGAUUUGCACCGGGAUUUGCACCGGGAUUUGCGGCCAGAGCGGGGCUCACACGAGGAUUCCCACCGGGAAUGGCAGCAGGAUUUGCACCGGGACCGGGAUCCCGGCUGGCGCGGGGAUUCCCGGGAAGCUUCGCACCGGGAUUUGCACCGGGACUCGGACAGGGAUGGGGGCUUGGGAGCGCCCCGGCACCGGGAUUCGCACCGGGAUUCCCUCCGGGACCCCGCCCCCGCCGGUGACACCUCCCCCGUGCCCCCCUAUAGGGACGAGGACCCCGAUCCUUACGGGGACCCCUACGAGGACCCCGAGCCACAGCUCUGGGACCCCGACACCUACGGGGACCCCUAUGGGGGCCCGGCCCCCCCAUACAGGGCCGAGGACCCCCGGGAAGGGCCGUGGGACCCCGAAACGGAGCCCUGGGACCCCGACAUUUAUGGGGACCCCUAUGGGGACCCCUACGAGGAUGAGGAGCCUGAAGAGGAGCCCUGGGACCCCGACCCGCCCCCCUCGGACCCCUACAGGGACCCCGAGCCCGGGAGCCUCCGGAGGGGCCGGGACCCCCAAGCCCGGCCCUGGGAUCCCUAUGGGGACCCCCAGAGUGUGCCCGGGGACCCCCAAACCCGGCCCUGGGACCCCUAUGGGGACCCCUACAGUGAUGAGGACCCCCAGGAUGACCCCAGGGACCCCCAUGAGGUCCCCGAGGCCGAGCCCUGGGACCCCCCAAGGGACCCCAAUGGGCUCAGCCCCUCCCCCAGAGUCAAGGACCCCCCAGUUGGCCCUGUGACCCUCCCAGUGGCCCCAGUGACCCUCCCAGUGGCCCCCCCAGUGGCCCCAGUUGCCCCCAGGCCCCCUCCCAGUGGCGGCUCCCUGAGGCUCGGGCUGGUGUUCGCGCUGCCGGUGGCACUGGGUCGGGGAUCAAAAUGGCGGCGGGCGGGAAAGCGCGUGAGGGGAGCCCCGGGACCUGAGGGGGCAACGGCGACAUUUGGGCACAGAGCCGUGUCGGGAGUCGCGACAGACACACGAUACCCCUCAGCCGCUGAAUGCCGGGCCCUCAGCCCGCGGCGGGAGCGGGGAGAAGCCGGCGCCGUUUCCCGGAGCCUGAGCGGCCACUUCCGGUCCCUCCUGCCCGACGGGGGGUGGGUCCCGCGCGCCAAGAUGGCGCAGGCCCUGUCGGCCGAGGAGUUCCAAAGGAUGCAGGCGCAGCUGCUGGAGCUGCGCACCGAGAAUUACCGGCUGUCGGAUGAGCUGCGCAAGAACGGCGCCGAGCUGUCGGGGCUGCGGCAGAGGGUGCAGACGCUGGACAGGGACCUGGCCAAGGCAAACAAGGCCCUCAGUAAGAGCAAGAAGGCCCAGGAGGUGGAGGCGCUGCUGGGCGAGACCAGGAUGCUCCAGGGGAAGCUGCAGAGCCAAGAGGACGAUUUCCGCCUCCAGAACAGCACCUUGCUCCGGGAACUGGCCAAGCUCUGUGCCCAGAUCGAGGGGCGCGAGGAGGAGACCCGGCGGCUGCAGGAGGGGGGGGCAGGGGGAGCCCCCCGAGACCCCCCCGGGGCCCCCCAGGACCCCCCAGAUUCAGCCCAGCCCCCCCAGGAUGGAGCCCAGGGGGAUGAGGAGCCCCCCAAAGAGCUGGCUCAGCUGCAGGAGGAGGUGGCCAAGCUGACGGAGGAGCUGCGGGAACAGCGGGAAAGGUGA
Messenger RNA from Pseudopodoces humilis (Tibetan ground-tit), 2559 nucleotides. NCBI's taxonomy places the organism in Eukaryota, Metazoa, Chordata, Aves, Passeriformes, Paridae. The record is from RefSeq and is a predicted model, not a curated record.